This is a messenger RNA of Talpa occidentalis (Iberian mole), 5306 nucleotides long. It is a transcript of the gene TIGAR, whose product is annotated as TP53 induced glycolysis regulatory phosphatase. Gene Ontology annotation, biological process: fructose 2,6-bisphosphate metabolic process; regulation of pentose-phosphate shunt; negative regulation of programmed cell death. Bases 51 to 863 code for a protein of 270 amino acids. The record is from RefSeq and is a predicted model, not a curated record. The transcript is spliced from 6 exons. Gene Ontology annotation, cellular component: cytosol. Gene Ontology annotation, molecular function: fructose-2,6-bisphosphate 2-phosphatase activity. Lineage: Eukaryota; Metazoa; Chordata; Mammalia; Eulipotyphla; Talpidae.
ACGCGAGCGGAGCUGCGGCCUGGCUGCCCUCCGGCCCGGCGCCAGGGAGCAUGGUGCGCUUCGCCCUGACGGUCAUCCGCCAUGGCGAAACAAGACUUAACAAGGAGAAAAUAAUUCAAGGACAAGGAGUAGAUGCACCUCUUUCAGAAACUGGAUUUAAACAAGCAGCUGCGGCUGGUACUUUUCUUAAAAAUGUGAAGUUCACCCAUGUUUUCUCCAGUGAUCUUACAAGAACAAAGCAGACCAUGCAGGGGAUUUUGGAGAAGAGCAACUUUUGCAAAGAUAUGACAGUGACGUAUGAUUCUCGACUUCGAGAAAGGAAAUACGGGGGUGCAGAAGGCAGGGCGCUAAGCGAGCUACGGGCAAUGGCUAAAGCGGCCGGGGAGGAGUGCCCUUCGUUCACGCCACCCGGAGGAGAGACACUGGACCAGGUGAAAAUGCGUGGGAAAGACUUUUUUGAAUUUCUUUGUCAAUUGAUCCUGAAAGAAGGUGAUCAACAAGAGCAGUAUUCCCAAGGAGCUCCAAGCAACUCUCUGGAAACUUCUCUGGCUGAGAUAUUCCCUUUAGGAAAAAACCAUGCCUCCAAAUUUAAUUCAGACAGCGGUGCUCCAGGAUUAGUAGCCAGUGUCUUAGUUGUGAGUCACGGCGCAUACAUGAGGAGCCUGUUUGAUUAUUUUCUGACUGACCUUAAGUGUUCUUUACCAGCAACACUGAGCAAAUCUGAACUUAUGUCAGUCAGUCCCAAUACAGGGAUUAAUGUCUUUAUCAUAAACUUUGAGAAAGGAAAAGAAGUCAAGCUAACAAUUCAGUGUAUCUGUAUGAACCUACUGGAUCAUCUAAAUGGAGCAACUGAAACACACUAAAAUUAAAUCUACAUCAAAAUUAACAGUUUUGAGCCCUAGAGGGAGUGCCUUUAACUUUGGCUUUAUUUAUUUUGGUCCUCUGCUCGUGCAGAUUUGGAAGCAGUUAAAGAACGUCUAUUAUAGCAGGUUAUAAAACACAAAUGGAGUCAUAGCCACAUAAAACACUAAUGGAAAACCUAUUGGAAUUGAAUUAUUUUUAUCUGAGUAUAGUUGGCAUUUUCCAGAGUAAUUUUACCCCCCUGCUCAAUUGCAUCUCUAAAUUAUAAAUGGAUGAAAGAGCUCAGUAUUACGACCUGGGGGGUUAAUAACCUCCUUACUAGGUUUUCUUCCCUUUUUUUCAGUGUUCUAGCCUAUUUUAUUUGCUCUUGAUAAGAUUCUGGAUGUUUUAUGCUGUCUCAUCCAGUGUUUGGGAGAAAGAACUAAUUAUAAUUCCCACUGCAUACUUAUAGUGACAUAUAUGUUAUAUUUUUAAAGUCCUUUCAAUGAAAAAUGCUUGCCUUCAUAAGUUUACAAGUUAUAUAAAGCAAAGUGACACUAAAAUGUUUAACAUCAAAAUCCACUGUUGGAAUUUUUUGCUCAAGGGCUUGAAGUGUGGCUGAGUGCAGACUGUGAUUGCAGCAUGGUCUAGUAAAGACAUUUAUAUAAAAAGCAUAAAACAAGAUGUCUGAGCAGGACAAGCUAAAGAGCACUGCUUGUCUAAUCUGUAGGCUGAAGAUGUAGUUUGAAGAAGACUAAAGAAAAUGGUGAAUAGUGUAGGACCCAGUAACCUCAGAAUAAAAGAGGGAGCUUGGUCAAGAAGUCUGAUCUUGUAAACCACAGCUGGUUUUGUGUGUGUGUGUAUGUGUGUAUGUGUGUGCGGGGUACAGAUGAUGUUGCUUCAUAUUCCCACCAGAUGGCACUGGAGGAAAGGAAUUGUGCUUAACAGUCUUGUACAUAAGAUCGACCCUUCAGGAAUCUGCACUAGAUGAAGAAUGUGUUGUAAGUGUAGUUUACUUUUAGUCAUCAUGUUGAUAAAUACCAUGUCUCAACUUUUAAGAAGAUUAUCACUUAAGUUGACCAUUAAGGCUAAAAUUGAGUGUUGACAAAAUUUACUUUGAAGAUCAUUGAAACCAUAUCUAAAGCUCAGUAUUGUGCUGACCUCAGUGUGUCCAACAUUGCCAGCUUCCCACAGUGUGAACAGAACACGUGAUCAGGCUCCAGAGAAUACAUGCUGCAAAUAAACACUUGAUAAAAGAAUUGAAAAGACAAUAAAUAUUCAUGUUCCCACCUUCCAUAACUAAAAACUUUACCUUAAAAAAAGAAAUUCCUGUGCUCAGUUCUCACUGUCCUGUCUCCUGUUCCCUGCAGAGGCGGCUACCGGCCUGAGUUUGCAUGCAUCCACACUUCACGUUUUCACCUUGUUUCAUAAGGAAAUGGUAUUGUUUGCAUUACUUUUUUUAAAUGUACAUAAAUAUCAUCAAGUUGUCUGUAACUUUAUUAUCUCAGUAGAUCCUGGAGCUCCGUGUUGAUAGGUACAAGUCAAAUGACUGAUAACCACUGCAUCCUAUUGAAUAAAUACAGCAUGUUUUAUUUGUUUAUUCAUAUUUAAUGUUUUCCUGUACAAAGAAGGCUCAGGAAGCAGCCUUUCAUGUCUCUCCCUGUGCUGGGUCAUAGAAAGUGUGCCUUUCCAGGAUGACAGGCACCAGGUGGUUCUCCAGAAUGGCCGCGCUGUCCUGUCCCACCAGCAGUGAUCAGACAUUUCUAUUUUCCAGCAUGAAGCUAUCUGAUGAGAUUGCAUUAAUCCAACAAGUGAAAAAUAGUAUGUCGCUAUUUCAGUGAGCUUUUUUUUCUGUUAUUGCUAAUGAGUCUGGGCGUUUUGGUUUUUUUUCAUGUGUGUACGGAAAUUAGAAUUUUCUAACUGAUAAAUCACCAUUCUCUAUUCUUUGCCUGGCUCUCUGUUGGGCUCUUUGGCUUCUUCUUAGUGAAUUACAGGAAUACUAUUGCAGAUAUCUUCAGGUUGACUUGUGCUUCAGAUUUUUUUUCAUAAAAGUAUUUUUAAGUCAGACCAAUAUAUCUUGUCCUUUAUGUUUUUCUUUUCUUUCCCUGCUGUCUUUAAGAAGCUUUCUCUGUGCGGUCAUAUAAUAAUUGACUUUUUCUCCCUGACAGUUCUAGAGGAGUUUUGAAUACUAAUUCUUUAAAUUAUCUGGAAUUUAUUUUUGUAUGGUAUAAGGUCAGAAUUAAAUUUCUUUAUUUCAUGUGCUGAAACCGUUACUGCAGCUUCAUUAUUGGGAGUCUUCUUUCCCAGUCGAUACGUGAUUCUACUCUGUUCAUACCCACAUACACCCACCCACACUUGCUGGAGUCUGUCUCUGGACUGUGUUCUGGUUAGUGAUCUGUAUGUUUCCAUGACAGUAGCACACUUAGAUGCUGUAGCCUUGCAACCACAUAUCUUAAUGUGAUGAGUACGUCCCCUUGUUCAUUUUUGUAGUUACAUUAGCUAUUUAUGCACCUUUAUUCCACAUAUAUUUCAGAAUCGGUUGGUCAAUUUGCUGAAAAAUCUGUUGCAAAUCAUUGCAGUUGCAUGCAUUUGUUUAUCUAGUCAUCUAGUAAAUACUUUUUGUGCAUGGCAUGCACCUGCCAGGCUAUUAUUAGAACUAUUAGAAGAACUGAAUAUAUAGCAAUGAACAAAAAAUAGCUUUAUCCCCAUUCUUGUGGAGCCUGUAUUCAGUCAGGGAAGACAGAUAAAUACAUAUGUCAAAGGGGGUCGGUGCUAUUGAGAAAAGUGAAGCAGGACAGGGGAUCCAGACUGGAAGAGGAAUGCUGCUUUAGUUAGGGCAGACUGGGAAGAACUUAGAGUUAUACCAAAAUAAUGAAAGACUCAGUGGCUGUGUAGAUCCCUGAGACUAGAGCCACCCAGACGGGGAGUGGAGAGCUCGGGACCCUGAGGAGGCACCCUGCUUUGCAUCUUUCACCCAUGCAAGAGGUGCUGGGAGAACACAGGAGAGGACUGAGCCGAGAGCGUGGAAGCUGGAGGUGGUGGAGGAGCCUUGUGACUAACGCUAUGACUGUGGGGUUAUCUGUUGAUGGUUAAAGUCUGAUGGGGUUAGGCAGUAACACAGGAAAGGUUUGUUAUUAAGAGAACUACUUUCAAGUUCUAAGCCUGGCUCUUGGUCAUUUUGUGGGUGAGCAAGUCUCCAUAUCCCUGAGUCCUAUGUCCUUACGUGAUGUGCAGAAUACAUACAGUAAUGUGUACGUGUGCUGAUAGCCUUUUACCUUUGCUUUAUCAAAUCUGCAGUAAGGUUGUAAGAAUUAUACAAGGAACUCCAGUGCAUCCUUCACCCAGAUGUGUUCACUAUCUGCUUACGUUUUGCCCCAUCUGCUUUGUCAUUUGUUCUUUCUCUUCCCACUCCUGUUCCCCUACCCCCUAUUUGUCCCCCUUUCUUGUUUUCUCUCAUUGUGUCUCCUACAUAUAGCCAUAAAAGAACAAAAAAAAAAAAAACAGGAAAUUUGCUAUUAAUACAAUCUAUUCUGAGCCUCCCUGGUGGCGCAAGGGGUUAAGAUGCAACCUGUGAAGCUGUCCGCAGCCUCUGCAGCAGAAGUUCAAUCCCCAGCCAGGGAGCUACCCACAUGGCACAGCAGACCUCUCCUGUCUCGCCUGCUACUCCCCUCAGCAGUGUAUUUCAGUCAGUCUGCCUGUUCUGCACUCUGUCUCUGGUGAAUACUCUCACCCCCUGCACCUCUGGCCUACACCCCAGCUCUUGUAUGCAUAAAUAAAUCUUUAAAAAAAAUAGAAUCUAUUCUAAUCCACACAGCGUAUUUACAUGUGGUCAGUUACUCCAUUGAUGUUCCUUUUGGCUGACUUUCUUCUGAGUCCAGCAUCCAAUCCAGGAACCACAUGUUACCCUUAGUUGUCACGCCACUUUUUUUCUCCACUAACCUGGAGUUGGGCCUUAGUCUGUCUUUGCUUUCUUGACUUUGUUAGCAAAAAGAGUCAGGUUCGUUGUUGGAUUUUUCUCGUUAGAUUCAGGUUAUGCAGCCCAGAAGGGCAGUGCCCUUGGUGAGUCUUGUCAGGAAGUACGUGCUUUUAUGCCCUCUCUCUCCACAUGAAAUUUCAGUUCAUCUGGUUCCUUAUGAACAUUUUACCCACUCAUUUAGUCUCUGUCGACUAGUUUUCUAACUAUUUCUGUAUUUAUUGGUUGGUUUUGUACAGUAAAGAGGACAUUUCUUUUUCUCCUACAUACCACUUAAAAUCACCUUUUGCUCCACAUACCAGCAUUCAAUGAUAUCAGUCUUUAAUUUGAGCAAUUCUGGUGGGUAUGCAAUAGUAUCUUACAGUGGUUUUAAGUUUUUAUUUCCUUAUUAACUAAUGCUGGUGGGCCAUUAGUUAUAGUGGACCACAUAUUUAUUGGGUGUGUAUCUUCUUUUGCUAACUUUUAAGAUUGUGUUUAUUUUCUUAUUUUUGAA